UUUCGUUAUCUUAGCAUGUUUGGCAUUGUUAUUUUAUUGCUGUAACCGCGCAUAGCGAAAAAACUUUAAACGCAUUAAAAAAAUGGGAAGAAGGAAGUCUAAAAGAAAACCGCCUCCAAAGAGAAAGAAUAUUGAACCCCUUGAUCAACAAUUUAAUUGUCCAUUUUGCAACCAUGAAAAAUCGUGUGAGGUUAAAAUGGAUAAAAGCAGAAAUACAGCGAAAAUAACUUGUAGGGUGUGCUUGGAGGAUUUUCAAACGGGAAUUAACUUCCUUUCAGAACCUAUUGAUGUUUACAAUGAUUGGGUAGAUGCCUGUGAAACAGCCAAUUAAAUGGAAUUAAUUUUAAGUUAGUUAGUAGGUAAAAUAAAUUGCUAGAGCCCUCUAACUUAUACAAUAAAAUAAGUUUAAUACAAGAUGUCCAAAAA
Messenger RNA from Drosophila simulans, 426 nucleotides. Its product is annotated as transcription elongation factor 1 homolog. The transcript is spliced from 2 exons. Gene Ontology annotation, cellular component: transcription elongation factor complex. Gene Ontology annotation, biological process: transcription elongation by RNA polymerase II. Gene Ontology annotation, molecular function: RNA polymerase II complex binding. NCBI's taxonomy places the organism in Eukaryota, Metazoa, Arthropoda, Insecta, Diptera, Drosophilidae. The record is from RefSeq and is a predicted model, not a curated record. Bases 83 to 331 code for a protein of 82 amino acids.